This is a messenger RNA of Phialemonium atrogriseum, 2966 nucleotides long. Its product is annotated as P-loop containing nucleoside triphosphate hydrolase protein. Gene Ontology annotation, cellular component: cytosol; P granule. The coding region runs from base 153 to 2966 and encodes 937 amino acids. Lineage: Eukaryota; Fungi; Ascomycota; Sordariomycetes; Cephalothecales; Cephalothecaceae. The record is from RefSeq and is a predicted model, not a curated record. The transcript has 2 exons. Gene Ontology annotation, biological process: regulatory ncRNA-mediated post-transcriptional gene silencing. Gene Ontology annotation, molecular function: helicase activity.
CUCCAGGGCCCAGGCUGCCAAAAAGCAAAUAAAAUCGUCGUUUGUCUAGAAAUCGACCACCGACACCUCUCGCUUUCAUUUUGUCCCACCGAUUUCUGGGCGAUCGAUCAUGAUCUUUUUGCUCCGUACCAGGAGGAACGGAGGCCAGGAACAUGGAACAAAUUCCGCCAGUCUUCGUCCGACCUGGCAGAGCUAGGGCCAUUCCCAUCAUCGACCCGAGGUCAGGCCAGCCUCUGCCCAGCACCGCGUCCAGCUCAAGAUACUCAUCCGUCAGUUCACGUGAUGCGCCCUCGAACUUUGAUGCCAGUUCUGGGGGCCAUCAACCAGACAAGGUCGGCGUCACCCGGAAGAAAGGCAAAAGGACACGAGAAGGACCGGCUGCGGGAACGGGGGUUGACGUACAGGGGCCGUUGCAACCCAAGAGAAUGGACGAUGAACUCGACCGAGGCUUCGAUGUCUACGCCACGCCGUUUGUGCCGGAGAAGCUGAAAAAGAUCAACUGGUCGGAUGGCACAAUAUUCGACACGGAGCCCGUCAAGAAGAUCGACUUUGGCGCCUAUGUUAUCCAAUCGCUUGUCCCGAAUCUUUUGCCGCCUGUCCUCGAGCCUUUAGACGCCAACAAGCUGGUAGCCGAUGACCAGGGCCCGCGCCUUACUCCGAAGGAAUACGAACAGUUCUUCCGGCUCCACCUAGAAGAGGAGAUCCGUUUCCAGCAGGACGAAAACGCGUCAUGCUCUCUGUACGGGCAUCAUGGCAUGGUCGACUUCUUACCUGACGGUGUGGCACGCUGCACCAUCACCGUCCCCGGUCUGCGGGAGAACAGCCCGUACGUGGAAGACGACGAUAUCAUACAACUCCGACAACUUCGCUCUCACAAUGCGAUGAGGCUAGCCGAGAAGGCUGGGAUGAACCCCUGGUCGGAGGGGUCGCACUUGCGGCAUGCAGCGGCGGCACACCACUCCGAGCCUUGGACCGGGCUUGUGUUCCUCGCGCGUGUUUCGGCCGUUUUGCGAGCCAAGGAAACACUUGUUCUUCGCGUCUUUGGACUCACGACUCAGAGUUCCGAGAUCUUGCUUGGACAUCCGUACCAUAUGUCGAUACCCACACAGAAACACCUCAAGUUCAACGUGCAGUUCCCAGUCCCCAGAGAGAGAUACUUCCCGAUGGAGCACGUCCUCCCGCAGAUCCAGGGCGCCUUGACGGCUGCCAGCAACAUAACCUAUCAGGACCAAGGUUUGGGUGAAGAGGGUAACAUCGUGGGCGCACAAAGGAAUCAGUUCUGGAUCCAGUCUAUGCUCUUCCCGACUGAGGCCGAUUGUGAUGUGCAGGCCAACCUUCACUCUGGGAAUUUCGGCCAGCAGUUAUUCGACACUGCCAUCAACUGGGAGCAGAGGAAGGCCGUCGAGAACAUCUGCUCCCAGAACUACGGUGUUCUUCCCUAUCUCAUAUCCGGCCCUCCCGGCACGGGCAAGACGAAGACCCUGAUCGAGACUGCCCUACAGCUGAUCAGAAACGUCAACAAGGUGUGGCACAUCCUCAUAUGCGCACCCUCCGAUCCCGCCUCGGACACGCUCGCCGCACGCCUGAAGGAACACAUGGAUCCGAACGAGCUGCUGAGGCUCAACAGACCGUCCCGCGCGUUUACCGAGGUACCGGACGGGCUCCUCCCUUACUGCCACAUCGCCCAGGACACGUUCGCGCUGCCACCCUUUGCACAGCUGAUGAGCUACAAGAUCGUCGUGACCAGCUGCCGCGACGCGUCGAUGCUGAUGUACGCCCGGAUGACAAACUCGGACCUGUACGCCACCGAGUACGGCCUCCGCGACCGGAUCCACCCCCUCGACCCGUCACCGCCCGAGGUCAGACUCCACUGGGACGCGCUGCUCAUCGACGAAGCAGCCCAAGCCACAGAACCCGAGGCCCUAGUCCCUCUCUACGUAGUCUCCCCACCCCCCGAAUCCCCCCCGCUAUCCUUCACCCCGCUCUUCGUCAUGGCCGGCGACGAGUACCAGCUCGGCCCCCGCACAGCCGCCCCCGCCACAUCCCUCAAGCGCUCCCUCCUCGCGCGCCUCUUCGCCCGCCCCGUCUACGCCGACCACCCGCUAGCGCGCGGCCGCACCGGCGGGCGUCGCCGCCGCGACGCGCCGCCGCCGCCGCUGACGCGCGACAUGCUGCCGAUGCUGCGCCCGGCCUUCACGAACCUGAUCCGCAACUACCGCUCGCACCCGGCCAUCCUCGCCGCGCCAUCUAGCCUCUUCUACGCCGACACGCUGGAGCCCGAGGCUGGCGGCACGGAUCGCCUGGCCGGGUGGGAGGGGUGGAGGGGUCGGGGGUGGCCGGUGUUGUUCUGCGACAACGCGUCGCCCGACGACCUCGAGGCCGACGCGGGGGGAUGGUACAACGCCGGCGAGGCGGCGGUGGCGUGCGGGUACGCGGCGCGGCUGGUGGCGUCGGGGCUGGUUGCGCAGGAGGAGAUCUGCAUCAUGAGCCCGUUCAAGGCGCAGGUGGCGCGCCUGCGCAAGGCGAUCCGCGCGGAGCCGUUUGGGCUCUGGGGCGUCAACGUCGGGCCCACCGAGGCGUUCCAGGGCCUCGAGCAUGGGGUUGUUAUUCUUUGCGCCACGAGGUCGAGGAGGCGGUUUGUCGAGAGGGAUCGGGCGCUUGGGUGGGGCAUCGUGGGGAUGCCGAAUAAGAUGAACGUGGCGCUGACGAGGGCAAAGUUUGGGCUUAUUGUUAUUGGGAAGAGGGACCUCCUGGCUGAGGAUCCGAACUGGAAGGCUGUGUUGGAUUUCUGCGACCGGAACGGCCUGGUUGAGGAAGGCGGCGCUGAUGGGGCCCGCCUGGAUGAGGGUGCUUCGACAGAGUCGGCGAAGCUGACGAGGAUUGAAAAGACACUGCUGGCACAAGAGUCGGGAUCGGACCGUUCCCGGGUUCUGGGAGGGCGUUCUGGAGAGCGGGACGCCUGGUAA